Molecule: messenger RNA, 881 nt
Organism: Oppiella nova
Lineage: Eukaryota; Metazoa; Arthropoda; Arachnida; Sarcoptiformes; Oppiidae
Source: the annotation of a GenBank genome assembly
AUUUACAGUUUUUUAAGUGUUAAGUCGCGUUAUAUUAACCAUAUUUUUAAUACCGAUAAAUAUACACAUAAUUUGUAUACAAACUGUACACUAAUUAUAACAUAAAUAUAAUACUAAUUACUAUUAGCUAUCAGUAGUCGCGAGCCAUGAGUGUAACCGCGACUCACAUACUGUCGACAAUCGCCUUAACCUGCCUUAUGGUGGGCACAGGUAUGUCGGGCGAGAUCGGCGUACCGGUGCUGCUAUGGCGACAGCGAGACCCUCACACCUCCCAGUCGUUGGCUGAGGGGCUGGUAGGCGCCGGCGGGUCAACCGUACAGCAGUUGGACGCCCAGGCCUUCGCCGACGACUACCUGUCCACCGCCGAUACGGUGGUGGCGUUCGUGCAGAACCGGCUCAGUUUGGAACAGUUCAGCGCCGGUAGUAGUAGUGAUGGGCACCGGCAGCUCGAGUCCGUGCGCGGGCUGUUUACGGACGCAGCGGUGGCGCCGACCGUACUGACCGACGUGUUGGAGCCCACACUGGCCUUAAAGCGACGCCACUUCCGCCACGAAGACCCGGAUAACUCUGACAUAACCAUCAAAAACGGCGACAAAGUAUGGAUCGAAAUGCCCGGCGAUAGUCUCGUCGACAACGACCGCCUAAUAGGAGAACUCCUGUCGAAAAUACGCGAAAACAUCACCAAAAACACGGUAUUCCUCAUCACCGGCCGUCACAAUCAGUUCCGAUCCGUCGAUCUGGAGGACAGGGAUGAAGAGGACAGUCGUACCAAAGAGUUGAAACGUGUGCGCAGGGCUGACCCCACGCCCGCCCCCGAGGAUGACCCGCUACUGAUAAAGGUGGGCGCCGUGGGACAGAGGUGUCUAUACUAUUACACGACA